Messenger RNA from Triticum urartu, 2891 nucleotides. The record is from RefSeq and is a predicted model, not a curated record. NCBI's taxonomy places the organism in Eukaryota, Viridiplantae, Streptophyta, Magnoliopsida, Poales, Poaceae.
CCCCGCCCUGUUUCCCUUUCCACCUCCACCUUAUCCGCCGCCGAGCCAAGCCGGCCCAAAACCUCCCACCCCCAUCCAUGGCGCCACCGCGCUAGGCCAAACCCCCACCCGCACGGGUCAACCAACCACCGCCACCACCUCCGCCGCCAUGGCGCUCUCCGAGCUGCCCCUCCACCACUCCUUCCGCCUCUCCUCCCGCCCGCUCCUCCCGCUCCGCCUCCUCUCCCUCUCCCGCCCCGCCUCCUCCUCCGCCUCCCCCACCGCGGCCGCCGCCGCGCCCUCCUCCUCCGGCCGCAACCGCGCCCCUCCCGCCCCCAGCCGCGGCGGCGCGCCAUGGAUGCAGAAGUGGGCCCCCGCCGACCCCUCCGCGCCCGCGCCCGCCCCCUCCCCGGGCCACGCGCCCUCCACCUCCAUCGACCGCAUCGUCCACCGCCUCCGCAACCUCGGCCUCGGCACCGACGACGACGAGCCCUCCUCCUCCCCCGCCGACGCCCCGCUCGACGGCAGGGAGCGCCUCGGCGACCUGCUCGACCGCAGCUGGGCGCGCCCCGACCGCCAGUUCGCCGCCUCCGGCCUCGACGAGGCCGUCCUCCCGUGGGAGAGGGACCGGGAGAGCGACGGCGAGGAGGCGGACGGGGUCAAGAGGAAGCGGGUCAGGGCGCCCUCCCUUGCGGAGCUCACCAUGGACGACGUGGAGCUGCGCCGCCUGCGGGGCAUGGGCAUGACCCUCAAGGACCGCAUCACCGUGCCCAAGGCCGGGGUCACGCAGGCCAUCACGGAGAAGAUCCACGACGCCUGGAGGAAGUCGGAGCUGGUCCGCCUCAAGUUCCACGAGGACCUCGCCAACGACAUGAAGACUGCCCAUGAGCUUGUCGAGAGACGAACAGGAGGAUUGAUCAUAUGGAGGGCAGGGAGUGUCAUGGUUGUCUAUCGCGGGAGCAAUUACACGAGGCCUCUGAAAUCUCAACCUUUGGACGGUACCUCGUCACUGAGGAAGGGUGAAGAUAGUACAUUGUUCAUCCCCGAUGGCUCGAGCACUGCUGAGAGUGAUAAUCAGGGGAAGGAUCUAACUGCUCAACAUGAUAAUGCACCCAUAUUGGAUCUGCACAAUACAGAGGACAUGACGGAAGAAGAGCUGGAGUUCAAUCAAAUGCUUGAUGAGCUGGGCCCUCGUUUUGUGGAUUGGUGGGGAACAGGAAUUUUACCUGUGGAUGCCGACUUGCUGCCUCAAACAAUUCCAGGUUAUAAAGCGCCAUUUAGAGUUCUUCCAACUGGAAUGCGUACAAGCCUUACCAACUCAGAGCUCACUAAUUUGCGAAAGUUAGCAAGGAACCUCCCUUGUCAUUUUGCUCUAGGGAGAAACCGGAAUCAUCAAGGCUUGGCCGCGGCUAUUGUUAAGCUUUGGGAGAAGAGUUUGGUGGUGAAAAUAGCUGUCAAACGUGGAAUCCAGAACACAAAUAAUAAGCUGAUGUCAGACGAAAUAAAGAAUCUAACAGGGGGUACCCUGCUUCUUCGAAAUAAAUAUUACAUUGUAAUAUAUCGUGGAAAAGACUUCCUCCCAACGUCUGUUGCUGCUGCCUUGGCUGAAAGAGAGGAGUUGACAAAAGAUAUCCAGAAUCUAGAGGAGCAGAGAAGAUCCAUUUCCAUUGAACACUCUCCGGAGGAUGGUUUUGAUGGGCAUGCUCUCGUAGGAACUCUUGCUGAAUUUCAGGAGGCGCAAGCCCGUUGGGGAAGAAAUGUAACUUCUAAGGAGCAACAAGAGAUGAAAGAAGCGUCUUUUAGAUCAGAAAAGGAAAAGCUUUUCAGAAGACUCGAACACAAGCUUUCCAUUGCUCAAGCAAAAAUACAUAGAGCAGGGAAGUUAUUAUCAAAGAUUGAAGCUUCUAUGGUCCUUGCAAACCCAUCCGAUGACCGAGAAAUGAUCACAGCCGAGGAGAGAUCUGUUUUCCGUAGAAUUGGUCUGAAAAUGAAAGCAUAUUUGCCUGUUGGAAUCCGUGGUGUCUUUGAUGGCGUCAUUGAAAAUAUGCACUUGCACUGGAAGCACAGGGAAGUUGUCAAAUUGAUUACAAAGCAAAAGACCUUGGCGUUUGUUGAGGAGACAGCACGACUUCUAGAGUAUGAGAGUGGCGGUAUACUAGUUGCAAUCGAAAGAGUCCCCAAGGGUCACGCACUUAUUUUUUACCGUGGAAAGAAUUACAGGAGGCCUAUUAACAUAAGGCCUAGAAAUCUCUUAACAAAGGCUAAGGCAUUGAAACGGGCAGUUGCAAUGCAACGCCAUGAAGCCCUCAGCCAGCAUAUAGAUCAACUGGAAUUCAAUAUGAAGCAAAUGAAGCGUGAUUUGGGCAUGGAGGACUACGAUGAAGAGGCCGAGGAUGCGUCAGAUUCAGAAAGUGAAGACGAUACAGCGGGCUAUGAUGAGGGUAUGGAGGACUAUGAUAAAGAGGAAGAGGAUGAAUCGGAUUCAGAAGAUGAAGACAACUAGGUGGAAUCGCACGCUUCGCCACGCCGGCGAUUUUUUGAGAUGUUCAGAUAGUCUUUUUCUGUUCACAAUAUGGACUGCAUGGUCCCCAACAAUAGAGCAAUAUAGAGUAAAUGGUGUGUGGUUUCAUCUUCACAUAUCAGCCUCAGCAAUACACAAACGGAUCAACUAUAACUACCGGUCGUGUAGUCAUGUCCUUCUCUGGAUCACUAUAUCAGGAGGCCUGAUCUGAAGCCUGUGUAGGUUUAAUUUGAAGCAACAUUCAGGGAAGAGGGAAGUGCUAGCCUCCAUAGGUGGGUGCUAGUCAUCAGACGGAUCGCUUCUCACUUGUGGACCCUCACGAUUAGCCUUUGUAGGAUCUGUACAAACAUUUGGUAUAGCUCGUUAUUACAGAACCAGUUAUUUGUGGACA